CUGAGGAGCUGUGUGGAGAUACGCUAAGUGGAAGCGAUCUAUCAAGAUACGGCAAACAUGAAGCUCACAUUGUUAGUGUCUGCACUCUUCUUAUCAGCUGUUCUAGGAGUAUCAGCUGACACCAAGAAAACAGCAGCCGCGAGACCAGAAUCCUCCAACUCACCCUCGUCUGGAGUAUCUUCAGCUGGAGGUGACCGAAAAGGACGGUUUUUCUUCCUCAACAACCUCCUAGCCGGCGGAACGGCCAUAGCUAAAGCCGUCCUUGGAACGGAAGAAGAAGAGAAACAGAGUGUCGUUGCUGUACCAGUGGCUCCUCCACCACGGCCGAUUAUAAUCCUGAAAUUGAAGGAGAGAGUGCAAAGUUAUCCGACAGUUCCAGUGCAGCCUGUGCAGCCUGUGCAGCCAGUUUACCCGCGUCCUGCUCCUGCGUAUCCUCCUCCUCCCAAGUACCCUCCUCCUCCUCCUCCUCCUGCAUAUCCUAAGCCUCAUCCUAAACCCGAUCCUACUCCUCCUCCCCCUCCUGCACAGCCCUGUCCCAUGCCCAUGUUCACCUCCGGUUGUCCCGCAGGUCACGUAUGCGCUGUGGCAAGUCCUGGAAAGCAUCAAUGCGUUCCUCAACAUGCCGACGGUGGCAACUGCAUGACAAGUUUUCAGUGUAUGUCUGGCAAGUGCCGGGGAAGCCGUUGUGUCACUGAUGAGUGCAGAAGCCCAGGAAUGCAGUCAAGUUGCCCCAAAGGACAGGAGUGUGUGGCCACAAGCAGUGGGAACAUUUGCAUGAAAAAGGGUACGGUGGAUGAAUGCCCAACGACGAUGUCCAUGAAGGGUUGUGGAGAGAUGGAGUACUGUACUGGAGGUUCGAACGGCAAAGUAUGCACCAACAAACGAGGAGUCAACCAAGCGUGCGAACACAGCGUUCAGUGUAUCUCCGGAUCCUGUAGGCACAGCAAGUGUCGGAACGACGCCUGUCCCAUGAUCGACACGUCCAUCGACUGCAUGCCCACGCAGUACUGUACGUCCAGCCCCCAGGGCCACAUGUGCGUGUCCAAGAAGGAGAACGGCGCCCGCUGUGCGGUCUCCACGCACUGCCAAUCGGGGGUCUGUGAGCAUGGAGCAUGCGUACAAGACGACUGCUGGAAGCCUUUUACACAGGACCGCUGUCAGACCAGCCACUACUGCAGUCCGGGCACCAAGGGUCACACGUGUGAGAUGAAGCGCAUGCUGGGCGCCUCGUGUCGUUUCGACGUCCAGUGCAAGUCCCACAUGUGCCGCCAUCGGAUGUGCAUGACGGACAAGUGCAGCGUGCCGCUCUCCACCGACCGCUGCGACGUCACCACCGAGUUCUGCCAGGCGGGACCCACGGGCAACAUGUGCGUCACCAAGCUGAUGGACAUGACGUCCUGCAAGGUCAACGUCCAAUGCAUGUCGGGUCGCUGCGAGAACGGCAUGUGCAUGCCCAAGACGCCCGGUAAGAAGCCGAUAGGAGCGGCGUGUAUGAUGCACACAGAAUGCGAGACGAUGUGGUGUGUGGUGGGCAAGUGUUCGGUGACCCAACACUCUGUGGGUGGCCGGUGCCUGGUCAACAGUGACUGCCAGUCCAACAUCUGUGGACCCAUGAUGACGUGUGAGGCACUGACGACGACUACGCCAAUGACAACGACGCCAACAACGCCAACAACGACGACAACGCCGACGACGGCUGCCCCAGUGGCAGGAUAAGGCGAGUUGAAGAGAAGAAGAUAAGUGGAGGGCUCAAAACCGCUCAAAGCUCGUGAAGAUUGUCCUAUACGGUAGCCGUAACGUAGUUCGUGUCUCGUGGAUUCAUGCUUCAAAAUAGAAAGACAAGUAGUGAAGAGUGUCAGCCUCAGUAGCGACCACUCAUCCUAUCUUAGGCCAUGUUGCUGCAUGUCAUGUCCUUGUUCAAGGUUUGUUGCUUGCUGUUCGUCCACUGCUUAUCUUAUUGUUGUCUCAUGCUGCUGGUGUCGUUUGUUUGCAAUGUUCAUCUAUAAUGCUAGCUUGAACUUGAUCGCUCAAUUUGCCUUAGAGGUGAUUUCAGGAAUUAGGGAUGAAGGUUAAGAAAAAAUCCAAAUACCUCUAGAUAUUUCAAUAAGGCUUAUAUGAUGCCAAAGUUAUCAUUAAUGAGCAUGCCAAUCUGUGCUUACCAUUCACAUUCCAUAUUGUCCGCGUGUUUCUCAACCAGUUACCUAUUCGUCGCAUGAUUAUUGUGUGUCGUCUUGUUAUAAGUGUCGCUCUUUGUUGCUUAUAAAUGUUUGAUGCUGCUUAUCAAUAAAAAGG
Molecule: messenger RNA, 2292 nt
Organism: Amphibalanus amphitrite
Lineage: Eukaryota; Metazoa; Arthropoda; Thecostraca; Balanomorpha; Balanidae
Product: fibrillin-1-like
Exons: 1
Coding region: 58-1716 (552 amino acids)
Source: RefSeq, a predicted model, not a curated record